GCCGGUGAGAGCUUCACAGAGCUGGACAGAAAGACAAGGAGACUUCUGGACACGCAGGGAGAGAAACUCCUCACAUCUCUGAGCAGGGAGGAAAUCCCUGGAGUAGAAAGAGACAAGCAGAGAGUCCGGCCGAAGCCAAGCAAACCAAAGCCGACGGAGAUCUCUCUGGCUCGGAGAGCUACUGAUGCUGUCAUCUUUGAAAAUAAUCGAGGAAAAAAAGCAAACAAACGUGGGAACGAGCCGCUCCGACAAAAGUUUCCCUAAUUUGUCCAGUAUAUUUCCUCAGUUCUGUGAACCCCCUACAGGAAGACUUUUCCUGGUCCCAUCCCAGUGAUGCUUCCCCGCAUCCCCUCCCUCCUCGUCUUCCUGCUCCUGGCUGGCCCAGCCCUCCCGUCUCCAGCCUCCACGGAGUUACAGGUCAGGGGUGAGAGGACGCCAAGGGAUGCCGAGAAAGACUCCAUCAAGGUAGUGAUCUCAGAGGGAUGUGUCACUCAGGGAGAUUCAUCUGAUGUGAGCCAAGACGGUAAAGAAAUCAACCUGGCACCUGGUUCUCCUCUGAUCCUGACCCAUAAGAUCAAACUGGUUCCAUCGGGGUCGGGGUCUUGUGGCUGCGAGGCCGACUUUGCUGCGCUGCGGGAGCGCGUGGAGAGGCUGGAGAGAGAGGUAUCCGAACUGCGGGAGAAGUGUGGAGGACCUGAGGGAAGCUGCUGCACCUCAGAGAGCAAAGGUGCAGGAUGCUCCAUCAAGACAGACGAAUGUCCGAACGAGUGCAGUGAUCAGGGUCGCUGUGAGAACGGCAAGUGCGUCUGCUUCCCUGGACACAGCGGGCCGGACUGCAGCGAGUCCGACUGUCCAGACAACUGCAACGACAACGGGAGGUGCGUGAACGGACAGUGUGUGUGCGAUCCGGGCUUUUCUGGUCCCGACUGCUCCCAGAAGACCUGCCCCGACGACUGCAGCGACCACGGCAGAUGUGUGAAUGGCAAGUGUGUUUGUGACAAGGGUUUCAAGGGACCAAGCUGCUCAGAACAGUCCUGCCCCAAAGACUGCAGCAAGAGAGGAGACUGUGUCAACGGACAGUGUGUCUGCAAUCCCGGAUUUACAGGUUCAGAUUGCUCCAAAAAGGCCUGUCCUAACAACUGCAACAAGCGUGGCAAAUGCGUGAACGGUAAAUGCGUCUGCUUCACUGGCUUCACCGGUCCAGACUGCUCUGAGAUCGCCUGUCCUGACAACUGUAACGACCGAGGGAGGUGCGUUAACGGUGAAUGUGAAUGUGACAGCGGCUUCACUGGUCCAGACUGCUCAGAAAUCGCCUGUCCUGGGAACUGCAACAACAAGGGGCGCUGUAUUAACGGACAGUGUGUUUGUGAUGAUGGAUUCACUGGCCACGAUUGCACAGAAAAAACAUGCCCUGACAACUGUAACAACCGUGGGAGGUGUGUCAAUGGACAAUGUGUUUGUGAUGAAGGAUUCACUGGUGCAGAUUGUUCCGAAAAGACUUGUCCCGACGACUGCAACAACAAAGGACGGUGUGUCGAUGGCAGAUGUGAAUGCCAGCGAGGGUUCACCGGACCAGACUGCAGUCAGUGUACGGAGGGCAUGACGGGACCCAACUGUGAUACCGUCAUGUCGGGUGUCUCUCAGCUGACCACUCGAGACAUCACUGAGACGUCUGUCACUCUGGUUUGGACUCCACCUGCUGUCCAGUAUGACAUGUACCACAUCACUUUCACCAGCCAGAAGGACGUGGAGCAGCAGAUAACCGUGCAGGUGGAGGGAAGCCUGGCCUCCUUCACGCAGACGGGCCUGGCAGCGGGUCAGGAGUACAGCGUCACCAUCGUUGGGGAGAUCAACGGCAGGAGGGGAACUGAGAGCACGGCUCAAUUUAUCACCCUCAUCUCUGGUCCAACCAGCCUCAAGGUUGUCAAGACGACCUCCACGUCAGCAGUGGUGCAAUGGGAGCAGUCGCUGGGGGAGAUUGACAGGUACCGUUUGACCGUCACACCCAACGAUGGAGUGGGGAGGAGUCAAAAACUGACCGUAGCACCUGGCCAAAACUCUGCCCACAUUCGACAGCUGGAGGCAGGGCGUUUGUAUGACAUCUUACUGGUAGCAGAGAAAGAGAUGAGCCAGAGCCAACCAGCAACCACCCAGGUUGUUCCCGGCGACUCAUUUCCGAGGGUUCCCACAGAGGAUUUGACGAGGCGGGUCACACAAACACCUGCACCUGGACAAGAUGUUGGCAGCAUGGAUCAAAGGUUGAAUCCAUCGUCUGAGGUUGGAGUGUUUGACCAGCUGGAUGGAAGGCAGGAAGGGAGCAGGGCUGAUACAGAAAAGGUCAGAGGUUCUGAUGGUGCUGACACGGAUUACUCAGCCAGUGUGAUCGCUAGAACCAAACCACAGCCAAGAAAUGGCACUAGACCCCAAAUCCCAAAGAAAUGGCCUCCGUUAUCAAAGCCAAGGCUCCCAAAUCGACCCCGCUACAAUGCAACUCGAGUUCUGUAUAGAGGGCGAAAGGUUGUCCCUGGGUCUGAAAGGGGGGAUGACAAAACCCCGUCUGUAAUGCCUGAGAAUGACUCAGGCACAAACAACCAACCUAGACCGGAGGAACCGACUGCUGCUGUUGGCACAAAAAGGCAACCAGAUGUUGGCACUGCAGUCCAUGGAAACGACACAAGUUCAGUCACUUUAAAGCGGACUGGAAUUCUUCAAAACCAAGAGAAGAAAUGUGUGGACAAAAUGAAAGUGACACACAUGAGGUUACCUCUAAAGGACAAAGGCAAUGGGUGUAGAGAAAAUGGGGCGGGGAUGGGAGGAACCUCAGGCUCAGAUCCAAAUGGCACACCACCACAUGGUGAAACAAACCAAAACGAUCCACUAAAGAGUUUACUUGAACUUAUAACAGAUACUGACAAUGGGAAUUUGACAGUGAUUUCAGUCCAUCUGUCCCAACCACUGAACCUCUCAGAAAAUGCAGAAACUGUAGAGAAUGUGGGUUUAAUAGAGCGGAAGCCGCUUUCUUCAGGUUCCUCAUCAUCAUCAUCCUUGUCAACAUCACAGCUGUCAUCACAUUCAUCGUCAGAGUCGGCAUCAUUAGCUAUAUCAAAACUGCCAUCACCACAACCCUCUUUAAUUUCCUCCCCAGCCUUAUCAUCACCUUCCUCAUCGCCACCAUAUUUGUCACUCCCAUCAUCCCCAUCAUCCUCUUCCAGCUCAGAUGAAUUAGUUUCUACUGGGAGUAAUGAACUUGAUACUGAUGAAGAUAAAACUCCCCCUCAUUCUGGUAAAUCCCCUCUCCCAAGAAGAAGUGGUUUACCUCAUUUGCACCACUCAGCUCAAAAACGUCCACAGAUAGGUCGUCCGCAUCAAAACUUUAGACGGCUUCAGAACAAAACCCAUCCAAAUAUAAGCGUUCCUCAUCACUCCCCUGAUUCUUUAAGCCAAACACUCCAAAAAGAGACUGGACUUCUGUCUGCAGAGGAAUCGUCAUCAUCUUCAUCAUCUUCAUCAUCUUCAUCUGCUUCAGAUGAAUUCUCACCCAAAUUUAAUGCAGAUGUAAAAGAUACAGGUAGGGUCAAAGAUGGAAGAACUAGUCCUGAAUCAUCAGGAGCUGAACAGAACCGAAAACCACUGCCGACAAAAAGAGGACAAGGUCCUGUUCAUCAUACCCCUCUAAAAGGCCGUUACCCCAGUCGCAUCUUUUUGAAUCGAACUCGUCCACAUUCAAAGCUUCUCACCCGCCCCUCACAACCUGUACAUACCGAAACAGAUAUACAGACAGAGCAAGUGGUUCCAGCCAACUUGCCAAAUGCUUCGUCUUCUUUGCCCAAAGGUUCCUUUCCAUUUAAUAGUGUGCCAGUAAGAACAGGAAUUGGAGGACGAGAUGGGAUGGGGAACUCAUCGAGAUUGUCAACUGAGUCUAUUCAGACCAUAAAACGAAAUGGAUUUCUUUCUUCACGUCAUCCAAACAUGAGUGACUCACAAACUUUUAGGGUAAAGAGACCUUUUCAAAACAGAACAUAUACUAACUCGCGUCCACCUCAUCAAAGAGGUCCAUAUAGAGUUGUUCCUGCCGGAAGUCGAAAUAAUCAGGCGGAAAAGGACACUUCCCCUGAAAACAGGCUUCCUCAUAGAUUCCAAACUUCCAAGGUGUUUGGGCACAACUCCACUGCCAGCAGAGAAACUUACACAGAAAGAAAUGAAGACAACACUCCGAUACAACCAGACGAAACCACAGAUCCUGGCGUCCACGGAGAGAGAGGAAGUACUGACGGAAAUAUUGGUGCAACAAAAGAAACUACCUCCUCUGUCAAAUCAAAAGUGAGUCCAGUCACAACUCCGAGGAAAGAGUCUCCAUCAAGAACCAUUACAGCAGGGCAACAAAGUACCCGUAAGGUCGGUGGAGACAUUGGAGAAAAUGUUUUUGAGACUGAAACUGGGCCGGCACAAGAGACUGCAACAGAGGCUGACUCUUCUGCAGACUCAAGAGAACCUUUGGACUUUGUAGGAGUAACAAACCGGACCUCUGAUGGAUUCACCCUCAUAUGGGACACACCAGAAGGGAAGUACCAGAACUUUGUUGUAAGCAGAGAAGAAAUUGAAAAAGAUAAAAAGCCAAAGCAGAAAAACGGGAAACAAGACAAAGAUCAACACAGCCAAGUGCCAAGUUCUGAAAGUAGAGGUACUGAAGAUGAUAACAGCGUAGCUGAAGAUGUUGUUAGUGAGGUCCCACAGGUCCAGAGUGGCACUGGAGCCAAACCAACAGAUGGUAACAAAACCUUCACAAAAGUUCUCCCUGGUUCAGCUCGCUCCCUGCAGUUUGAGGAUCUGCCUCCACAGACCGAGUACACUUUGACCUUGCUUGGAAUGAGUCCUGGCCUCCUAUCCAGCCUACACAAGCUUGUCAUCAGUACAGGCCCCGAGCCUCCAACCAACAUAGUCUUCGGUAAGGUGACAGAAAGGUCUCUGACUGUGUCAUGGACUAAACCAAAGAGCUCUGUUAGCGGUUUUAAAGUCACCUACACCCAUGCUGAUGAGGGUGAACCCGUGUCUGUGACUGUGGACUCAGGGGACUCCAACCUCGACCUUUCUCGGCUCACUCCGGGAUCCACUUAUGAGGUCACCAUCAUCUCCACCCUCGGACUGGAUGAGAGCGAUCCCAUCAAGGACAGCGUCAAGACAUUGCCAGACCCACCAACAGACCUGCGUGCCGCCAAUGUCACCGACACCACAGCUUUGUUAAUCUGGCGUCCAGCACUGGCCGCCAUUGACAAAUACGCCAUUGUCUACGGCUCAGGUACAGAUUCAGAGUUGAGGAUCACAGUGUCUGGGAAUGCAGCUGAGCAGCAGCUCAGCGGUCUGAAAGAAUCUACCACCUACACCGUCACCAUAACCAGCCGGCUGGGCAGCCAGGAGAGUGAACCAGCCACCACCAGCUUCACCACCACCAGUGGGCGCGAUAGUGCGGAACCGCGUGAUCUCCAGGCCAGCAAUGUAACUCCACGCACCGCUAUGUUGUCAUGGAAACCAGCAUCAAAGCCUGCAGGGAGUUACAUAUUGACCUAUCAGACCGAAGGUCAAGCAAUAAAAGAAGUGACUGUGGACGGCACCGUGACCCAGUACAACCUGACCAGGCUUCACCCCGGAUCCCUGUACACGGUGCAGCUAAGGUCAAGUGGAGGGGAAGACGUGUCCACCAUCUCCACCGAGUUCACCACUGGCACACUAAGAUUCCCUUUCCCCACCGACUGCUCUCAGGAGUAUCUGAAUGGAAUCCACGUGUCAGGCGAGGUGGAGAUAUUCCCUAAUGGGAAAUUAGGGCCAUCGAUGAUGGUUUACUGCGACAUGGAGACGGACGGCGGUGGAUGGAUGGUCUUCCAAAGGAGGAAGGAUGGCUCAGUAGAUUUCUUCAGAGGCUGGAAGGAUUACCUGAAAGGCUUUGGAGACCUGAAAGGAGAGUUCUGGCUCGGUCUCGAGAAACUCCAAAACCUGACAGGCACGACCAAGAUGAGUCUACGCGUCGACCUGCGUGACGAAGGCCAGUCAGUGUUCGCUAAGUAUUCAAAAUUCGAGGUGGCCAAAAGGAACUUCAGAUUGACUGUAGGUGGAUACAGCGGCACUGCAGGUGACUCCCUCACUUAUCACAACGACGUAGUCUUUUCCACCAGAGACCGGGACCCGAUGUCCUUCAUCACCCGCUGUGCCAUUUCGUACCGAGGAGGCUGGUGGUACAAGAACUGCCACGAAGCGAACCUGAACGGCCUGUACGGCAUCGAUGUGAAACACCAGGGUAUGAUCUGGACCUCGUGGAAGGGAAAAGACCACUCCGUCGAGUUCUCUGAGAUGAAGAUGAGGCCGGCAGCCUUCAGGCCUCCGGCCAGAGGGUGAAAGUGAGGAGAAAUCCCCAUGAACUGCUAAACACACGCGUGGACAGCGCGCUGUGUGCAUUCAAGCCAGCACGAUUCAAAGAGCGAGCCUUGCUCUCGUUUGAAAAGAGGUGAAGACGUAUUUUUUCAUUUGUAUAAAGCCACUUAUGAAUAUGUUACUGUAGAUUGUACAGACUCCUUCUUUAUCAGCAACUUUUUGAAGUUGCGGCAUUUUAAAAGCAGGGCGGCAUCGAGCUGACUCACUUUGUAAAGGUUCACACAAACUACAGUAUAUUGGUGUUUUUAUGGAGCCACUUCUGGGUUCGUGUGCCAGUAAAUUGUACAGCUCUGAAGCCUACGAGGAGGUUUUCAUAGAUAACACCAGAAACUUCGGAAACCUAACUCAUACACUAUUGAAGCAAAACCACACUUGUCAUCUAUCAAAGCAAACGUUACUGCUUUAAGUGAAUGUUUAAAUUAUAAAUAAACAUCUUUAUACAACAAGUAAGUCAUGCAUCAACAGAUAUUAGAGAAGAAUCAGCUGAUCUGAACCCUUUCAAGUCCACAUCUUAAUUCCUCUGACCUUUUAUUAGAUGGUGAUAUACAGUCGACCAUUACUUUUUUUUUUGCAUUUCUUCCUGCAUUAAACAGUUAAAUCAGAUUCUUCUCACUUAUCACUCAGCAGCUUUUAAAGGUGCAUGAUCCUGUUUUUUUUUGUUUUCAACAAACAAAAUCAUGAAAUAAAGAUAUAUAAAUAGUU
Messenger RNA from Cololabis saira (Pacific saury), 7125 nucleotides. Its product is annotated as tenascin-X. Bases 334 to 6387 code for a protein of 2017 amino acids. The transcript is spliced from 20 exons. Lineage: Eukaryota; Metazoa; Chordata; Actinopteri; Beloniformes; Belonidae. Gene Ontology annotation, molecular function: protein binding. The record is from RefSeq and is a predicted model, not a curated record.